Messenger RNA from Camellia sinensis, 1486 nucleotides. Lineage: Eukaryota; Viridiplantae; Streptophyta; Magnoliopsida; Ericales; Theaceae. The record is from RefSeq and is a predicted model, not a curated record.
UAAUCCCAAGAGAGAAAAUAGAGAGCAAUUCUAGAGAGAGAGAGAGAGAGAGAGAGAUGGUGCGGAAGAACAACAGCAACAGCGACACCGACGAAGACGAAACCUUCUACUACCGCUACUCCUCCGCCCCACCACCACCCUCCACCUCCGCCUCAUCCAAAACCCCAUCCAAGCCCUCCGGCGGCGGGGGAGGAGGAAGCGGAGGCCUUGCUCCAUCCAAAUCCACUGUCUACAUCAGCAACCUCGACUACACCCUCACCAACUCCGAUCUCUUCACCAUCUUCUCCACCUUCGGCAAGGUCGCCAAGGUCACCAUCCUCAAGGACCGCCUCACCCGCCAGAGCCGCGGCGUCGCCUUCGUCCUCUUCGUCUCCCGCGACGAAGCCCUCGCCGCCGCCCGGGCCGUCAACGGCAAGCUCCUCAAUGGCCGAACCCUAACCGCCUCAAUCGCCUCCGAUAACGGCCGUGCAUCGGAGUUUAUUCGCCGGAAAGUCUAUAAGGAUAAGAGCAGGUGUUAUGAGUGUGGAGAGAGUGGGCAUUUGUCGUACGAGUGUCCGAAGAACCAGUUGGGGCCGAGAGAGAGGCCUCAGCCUUCGAAACGAUCGCGGAGGGACGGAGAAGGGUGGAGUGGGGGAAGGGGAGGUGGGAGGAAGGGAGGGGAGGAGGAGUGGGAGGAGGAGGAGGAGGAGGGUGGUGGUGGGGAAGUGUUUGAAGAUGAUAAUUGGGCUUCUGUGGUGGAUACAGAUGCAGAUGAGAGGAGGUUGAUGGGAGAGAAAGAGGAGAUUGGGAGGAAGAGGAAGAAGGAGAAUGGGAAGAGAGAGAAGAAAUCGAGUUAUUUUAGUGAUGAGAGUGAUGAUGAGGAGUGAUUUUGAACCGGGGUUUGUUCAGAACAUUUUAUUUGGAUUGGGUCUUGAAGUUGUUGGGCAUAGUUCGGAGGUUCUGAUUUUAUCAACAUGUUUCUGAUGAUCAAUGCUUCCUUCAUCAGAUGUAACUCUCAACGCUCAAGCACCAAUAAAAUGAAUACGACAGAGAUCCAGUUUGUAGCUGUCCUCCGAAAGCAACCCAGUUAAGCCUGUUUUUCCAUCCAUUCAGGAUAACACAAAGUCAUGAAGAUAGCUUGCUCCAAUCCUGGUAGAACUUCCAAGGAAAAGCUAUAUCAACAUGUGUUUUAAGUUGUUAAAAGCAUAAAAGAAUGAAGAGUCCUCAUUUCUUACAUGCUCUGUGUCUGUGACAGUUCAUAUAAUCUGUCUGCAUCUUGCUCGUUAAAGAUUAGGUAGUUGUAAUGUAAUUUAUGAUGGUGAUGUAUUUAUUCUGUGCAUUUCAACUGGAAUAUUUCCCAUGAACCUGAACAAUUCCCAUGCAAAGUGAUGUUGCUGGUGUUGUAAAUUGCACAACUUAAAAGGUUUCAAAAGGUCAGUGAACUUGGGAGCAUCUUCAUCGACCCUGAGGUCCUGUGUUGCAUGCUAAAAAUGGGUUCUCUGGACUA